Messenger RNA from Acanthosepion pharaonis, 630 nucleotides. Lineage: Eukaryota; Metazoa; Mollusca; Cephalopoda; Sepiida; Sepiidae. The record is from the annotation of a GenBank genome assembly.
AUGUCCGCAGACAUCGUAAUCAUUCGAUCGAUCGACUUAAAGAAUCGAACGGUCAGUGCAUAUAAAAGCCGCUGGAUACAGGAGUUAAAUCGGUGCAGUUCACAACUCACGGCAACAAACGCCGUGGGUGGCAUAGCGGUUAAACUAAGGGCGGGUUGGGAAGAGCUGUGGAGAUACGAGUUUUGUCUGACAUCUGUUUAUCUCCUCUCUCUGUCCCUUUCUAAAUCCCUCUCUUUCUCUUUCUUUCUGUCAUUAUUUCUUUCUAUGCACUUGUCUAUCAUCGCUACUUUCCAUUACUUCUUUUGCUUUGAUCUUACCUUUCUUUCUUUCUUUCUUUCUUUCUUUCUUUCUUUCUUUCUUUCUUUCAAGCCAUAUCUUCGAAGCCUUUCUAUCUUAUCAAAUAUUCUAAUCUCUUUUCUUUUUCUUUUUAGCCUUUGUUCUUUCUUUCUUUCUUUCUUUCUUUCUUUCUUUCUUUCUUUCUUUCUUUCAAACCAUAUCUUAGAACCUUUCUUUUCAAUAACUUUUUUUUACCUUGAUAAAAGCCUCAUAACAUUAUUAUGCCAUUUGAGCAUGCGCACUGAAUGUGUCAGUCAGGGUUCACCUGCGUGUCUCCUCUGUGCGUGCGACUAG